Molecule: messenger RNA, 3187 nt
Organism: Calidris pugnax (ruff)
Lineage: Eukaryota; Metazoa; Chordata; Aves; Charadriiformes; Scolopacidae
Gene: KHDC4
Product: KIAA0907 ortholog
Exons: 13
Coding region: 234-1823 (529 amino acids)
Cellular component (GO): nucleus
Molecular function (GO): RNA binding
Source: RefSeq, a predicted model, not a curated record
AGCACCCGCAGCGCGCCUGCUCCGCCGCUGUCACCGCGGCCUUCGGCGUCACCACCGGUGGCUGCGCGACGCGAGCGCGCUCCGGUCCGGCCCGCUCCGCCCGGUGCCGGCGGCUCCCGCUCGCCCGGUGCCGGCGGCUCCUGCUCCUCGCUUGCGGGGGCACAGCCUGCGCGCCGCGCCGUCUCCGUGGCAACGCCCGGAAGGGGCGUCUCGAGGUGGCCCGGAGGCCGGAAAUGACGCUGCGGCUGGCGCGGAGGCGGCGGAGCCGGGCCGGAGCCAUGUCAGCGGGCGGCGGAGCGCAGCGCGACGCGGGGGCCGCGGGCGGGCGCCGCAGCAAGUGGGACCAGCCCGGCCCGGCCCCCGCCUUCCUGCUCCCCGGCACGGCGCCGCUGCCCGGGCGGCCUUUCCCCGGCGGCGGAGAUGGCGGGUCCGCGGUGGCGGGCUCCGAGAGCUCCGCCGCCCCCUCGGGAGCGCUGGAUGCGGCCGCCGCUGUGGCCGCGAAGAUCAACGCGAUGUUAAUGGCCAAAGGGAAGCUGAAGCCCGCGCCCAGCACGGCGGACAAGCUGCAGGCUCUGGGAAAAGGUCCGGCUACAAGUAAAAACAAAGAUGACCUUGUGGUGGCAGAGGUAGAAAUCAACGAUGUCCCCCUCACGUGCAGGAACCUGCUGACAAGAGGACAGACUCAGGAUGAGAUAAGUCGGCUGAGUGGAGCCGCUGUCUCUACUCGAGGGAGGUUCAUGACUGCAGAAGAGAAAGCAAAAGUGGGACCUGGAGAUCGUCCUUUGUAUCUUCAUGUCCAGGGGCAGACGCGGGAAUUGGUUGACAGAGCUGUUAACCGAAUUAAAGAGAUAAUUACUAACGGAGUAGUGAAGGCAGCCACAGGUUCUAGUCCAACAUUCAAUGGAGCUACAGUCACUGUCUAUCACCAGCCAGCCCCUAUUACUCAGUUGUCUCCAGCAGUUGGCCAAAAACCUCCGUUCCAGACAGGGAUGCAUUAUGUUCAGGACAAGUUAUUUGUUGGUCUGGAACAUGCUGUACCUACAUUUAAUGUGAAGGAAAAGGUGGAAGGGCCUGGUUGCUCCUACUUGCAGCACAUUCAAAUUGAAACGGGUGCCAAAGUUUUUCUUCGUGGGAAAGGCUCAGGUUGCAUAGAACCAGCAUCAGGCAGAGAAGCGUUUGAACCCAUGUACAUCUACAUCAGUCACCCAAAGCCAGAAGGUUUGGCAGCUGCUAAAAAGCUGUGUGAGAAUCUAUUGCAAACUGUUCAUGCUGAAUAUUCCCGAUUUGUGAAUCAGAUAACCACUGCAGUCCCGUUAGCAGGCUUCACGCAGCCCGCUGCUAUAAAUAGCGUACCCUCUCAGCCAUCGUAUUACCCUUCCAAUGGGUAUCAGUCUGGUUACCCUGUUGUUCCCCCUCCUCAACAACCAGUUCAGCCACCGUAUGGUGUACCCGGCAUAGUACCACCUGCAGUGCCAUUGGCACCUGGAGUCCUAACAACACUACCUACAGGAGUUCCGCCUGUGCCAACCCAGUACCCAAUAUCUCAAGUACAGCCUCCAGCCAGCACUGGCCAGAGUCCACUGAGUGGUCCUUUUCUUCCUGCUGCCCCAGUAAAAACAACCAUGCCAACUGGAACACAGCCACAAGUCCAACCCCAUCCCCAAGGUCAAAAGAGACGCUUCACUGAGGAGCUGCCGGAUGAGAGAGAGUCAGGACUGCUGGGAUAUCAGGUACAGGCUUCUCCAGUCAGAGUGAAAUCAAUGGAGCCGGAUCGAAGCCAGCAAGUUCCUCAGGAAAGGAGAGAGAGAGGGACAGGCAGUUGAUGCCUCCGCCAGCGUUUCCUGUCAGUGGGAUGAAAUCGGAAUCUGAAGAAAGAAACGGUGCGGGGUCUUUACCAGGCAACCAUGGUGAGUGCAAUGAAUAAAAUAGACUUGUAAGUCAAGUUUUCUUUCCCAAAAUGAGUUUGCACUGGUCUUAACGUUUGUUUGAAUAGGUGAUUUUUUUUUUUUCCUGUUCUUUGUACCUCAUUGUUGAAGUGAAAAGCAAGUCAUAUUGCACUGCUCUAAAAUCACUGAUGUUUGCUGUAAUUAUACACAUAAGGUGCUUCUCUUAAAACUUCAAUAAAUAACUGUAUGACGGAGUAGAGUGUAAUUAAGUGAAGGACUAAAGACAGGUAUUUUUGAUCCAUCAGUCAGCUGAGGCAGAGAAUCUCAUAGGAUUGUUUUGUAACACAGAUAUCAUGUGGCUUUGCAUUGUGAGCAGCUAUCUCUAGAGGCACUAAGGAGUAUCGGUGGGAGUUAUGGUUCAGGUGUGUAUUUACAGACAUGAGCUGUGUCUGCAAACAAUACAAGUGCUGUCAGAUUUCAUCCUUUCCUAGGGCUGUGUCAUACAUCAAGUAUUUUCAACUUGGUAAAACAUGUAAUCAUUUCAACUCUUCUGGUAGUUUAGCACCUUUCAGGUCUGCAGGUGCAUCGCCUUAGCCUGUUUAACCUUAGUUUUUCUGCAGUAUUGAUCCCAGAGAUUGCUCUUCUGUUAGCUUUCUUUUGAACAAAAUUUCUGCUUUUCUUUACAUAUUUAUCUCUUUAACGGUGAAAUUGCCAUCACUUAGACCCAUUUGCUAACUUUACCUUUUUUGUGUGUUUCUUUCUUCUUUCUCUGUUCUCUUACAUGGUUCUGAUGGAUCAAAUGUGCUGUUGCUGGUGGUGUUUCGUGUGGCCUUCGACCUUGGAUGACCAUUGGCCUUGUGACCUCAAAAUGGUGUCCAACUAACAAUUUACAAUUAACGUCUCUUUUUUAUUAACUCAUUUUGGGGCAUAUCUUUUUAUUUUUACUUUUCCUUCUUGGGGGGCUUGGGGGAUUGUUUUGUUUUCCCCUCCUAGAUCAUCAAGCUAAGAAGAUGAAAACUGCAGAAAAGGGCUUUGGAUUAGUGGCAUAUGCUGGAGAUUCAUCAGAUGAAGAGGAGGAACAUGGUGGCCAUAAAAACGCAAGUACUUUUUCACAGGGAUGGAGUUUGGGAUACCAGUACCCUUCCUCACAACAGCGAGCUAAACAACAGAUGCCAUUUUGGAUGGCACCAUAAAAGCUGCAGAAGAGUUUUCAUUCAUCUUUUUUUUUUUUUUUUCCCCUCUAGCAAUAAUGCAUGUAUAUUACAGAAUAGACUUUGCAAAUACACGUUGUUUUUACAUUU